Molecule: messenger RNA, 2507 nt
Organism: Drosophila willistoni
Lineage: Eukaryota; Metazoa; Arthropoda; Insecta; Diptera; Drosophilidae
Gene: CalpC
Product: calpain-C
Exons: 2
Coding region: 309-2462 (717 amino acids)
Biological process (GO): proteolysis
Cellular component (GO): cytoplasm
Molecular function (GO): calcium ion binding; calcium-dependent cysteine-type endopeptidase activity
Source: RefSeq, a predicted model, not a curated record
GUUGAGGCUUAAACCGAAUCACCCAAACUGAAGCUAGUUGGCAGUGCUUUGUGUGUGUGUGUGUGUGUGUGUGUGUGUGUGUGUAUGUGUAUGUGAGUUUUGCGUGUUAUUUUCAUGCAGCUCUUGAACUUUCACUUUGAAAACAACAAGUUGCCAAAGCCAAAAUCAGUUAAACAUUUAUACCACACAUUGACAGACGGAAAAUUUAUUUUAAAGAAAAAAAAGAAAUAAUAAUAACGGUGCAAGCGAAAAAUCUGACAAUACAUAUAUAUACAUACAUAUAAUAUGCGUGAAUAAAUUCUAUUCUAAUGGCAAUGGCAACAAAAUACGAACGGAUUAUUAGUGAUUGUAGGUCGCGAAAUGUUUUAUGGGAAGAUGCCGAUUUUCCAGCAGUGCAAUCAUCCGUUUUCUACUAUCAAACGCCACCAUUCACCUUUCAAUGGAAACGUAUUGCCGAAAUAACGAGCAAUAAUGGCAGUGGCAGCACCAGCACCAGCACCAGUAAUAGCAAUACAAAUAGUAGUACUAUAAAUCCCAGUACCAGUAUCAGUUCCAGUUCAAGCAACAUAAAUACUACUUCGAUUACGACUAGCACCUAUCCACAGCCAUCUUUCCUUAAUGAGAAUGCUGAAUUUGAUGUUGUGCCCGGAAAAAUGGGUGAUCGCUGGCUGGUCUCAUGCCUGGGAGUGGUCUAUUCGUUGAGGAAUCUAUUUUAUCGCGUUGUGCCCGCCGAUCAGAGUUUGGCCAAAUCGUUGGGUAUAUUCCGUUUUCGUUUAUGGUGGUGCGGCGAAUGGGUUGAAGUGUUGGUCGAUGAUCGUCUGCCCACAAUAAAUGGCCGUUUGGCAUUUAUGCAGCCACAGACAUCAAAUUGCUUUUGGGCCUCAUUGCUGGAGAAGGCGAUUGCCAAACUACAUGGCUCAUAUGAGGCCCUAAAGUAUGGCACACGUUCGGAUGGUCUAACCGAUUUGCUCGGCGGUGUGGUCAAGUGUAUGCCGAUUGGACCAUCUGAUACAUCUGAUAUAACCCUAAGGCCGCAAACGCUUAAAGAUCAAAUGUCAACGACAUGCAUUAUCACUUGUUUGGCCGUUAAAAACUCACAAGUACAGAAGAAAAAUGCCACAGAGCGUUUAUCAAAUGGGAUUCUGAUUAAUGUCAAUUACAGGCUUUCCAGCUUGGACAAAGUGGAAACCGUUAUGGGUGAUACGGUGCAAUUGAUUUGUAUUAAGGAUACAUUUUCUUCGAAACCAUUCGGUGACAAGACAAAUUUCCAUGGAGACUGGUCGCCAUCGUCAAAGACCUGGGAGCGUGUCUCACCAUCGGAACGGGCACGACUGUUGAGCAAAUUAAAUUUGGGUGAAUUUUGGAUGUCAUUUUAUGAGUUUGUGCAAACGUUUACAACAUUGGAGAUUGUCUAUCUGGACGAGGAUACCGCCAGCGAUGAGGAAUCACUGAAGGGCAGGCUGCAGAAUUGGAAAAUGAAAAUGCAUCAGGGUCAAUGGAAACGAGGUGUCACUGCCGGCGGUUGUCGCAAUCAUGAAUCGUUUCACAUAAAUCCGCAAUUGCUGAUUGCCGUACAGGAGAAACAGGAGAUUGUGAUUGCCCUUAAUCAGCAUACGGCUGUGGAACCAAAAGUAAUUGGCUUUACCAUGUACAUGUGGAAUCGGGAUUACUGUUUGAGUGAAUGCCUGCAAAAGGAUUUCUUUAAGAAUCAUGUUAGCUUCCUCAAUUCGGACUAUGGCAAUACACGGCAUGUCAGCUAUCACACCCAACUGGAGGCUGGGCAUUAUGUGCUUAUACCAACCACAUAUGAACCAGCCGAAGAGGCCCAUUUCACCGUACGCAUCCUGGGCACAUCGACAUUUCGUCUCUCAUCGCUGGAGACACAGACAAUGAUAUUGCUUGAUCCGUUUCCGGCACUGAAGAGCGACGAUAAUGUUCAGAAAAUCAAAAGUGUUUGCCAAUACGAACCCGUCUAUAUGCAACUGGCCGAUGAGAAUAAGACCAUCAAUUGUUUCGAGUUGCAUGAACUGCUGGAGGCAUGUCUACCCAAUGAUUAUAUCAAAGGUUGUGCCAAUAUCGAUAUUUGCCGUCAGGUUAUCGCCUUGCAGGAUAAAUCCGGCAACGGACGCAUCACAUUCCAUCAGUUUAAGACAUUUAUGGUCAAUCUAAAGUCAUGGCAGGGUGUCUUCAAAAUGUACACCAAGGAGAAGGCCGGCAUUUUAAGAGCCGAACGUCUCCGGGAUGCCCUCUGUGACAUUGGUUUUCAACUGAGCACCGACAUUAUGAACUGCCUGAUUCAACGAUAUAUCCGCAAGGAUGGCACCCUACGGCUCAGUGACUUUGUGUCCGCUGUCAUACACCUAACGACUGCUUUUAACCAAUUUCAUCUUAAGAACUACAAUCAGGUUAAUGUUAUAGAGGUGCGUCUUCACGAUUGGAUCAAAAGUAUAUUAAGUUGCUAAACACAAAAACAACAACAAACAACAAACAACAAAAAAAAAAAAAUA